Messenger RNA from Candidula unifasciata, 1896 nucleotides. NCBI's taxonomy places the organism in Eukaryota, Metazoa, Mollusca, Gastropoda, Stylommatophora, Geomitridae. The record is from the annotation of a GenBank genome assembly.
AUGGAGCAACGAGAAGGUUAUCCCCGACCUUGUGGAUUUAGUUCUGAUGAAGCCAAAAACCUGAUGACGCAUUUAACUUGCAGUGUGUAUGCAAAUGGUGAUUCAAGUGAUGAUGAUUCUGUUGAUAAUUUUGUGAUAGAAAAAGACAUGGCUGUCACGGAUGAAACCAAUAUCAGCGACGAUAGUGCCAGUAGUUACGAUUGUAAUGUAGAUAAUCAGUCAGAUUAUUCUGACUACAAGUGUGAAGUCAUCCAUACAAAUAACAGCGCUAAUGUGAAUCUUGAAAAUGAAAACAGGCAGGCUUUAUAUAUAAAUAGAAAAAAGUACCAGGGUCAGUCGUCAGCUGCACAAGAUCAAGAUAAAGACAUGUGGCAGAUUGUGGACCCUUUCAGCGAAGACCACCUGUCAACAACGCACAGCUUUGGAUGUAAAACUGAGAGUGGUGUUAGGGUAGACCUUGGUUCAAACCCCACACCACUGCAGUGCUUUCAGUCAUUGUUUACGGAGACAUUUCUGAUGCACUUGUUAGAGAGUGUCAACAACUAUGCCAGUCAGCAGUGCCACCCACGACCCAGAUCUAUUUAUUCUGCUUGGGAACCUGUUAGUGAAUAUGAGAUGAUCAAAUUCCUAGCAGUUCUCAUUCACAUGGGAAUCAAUCGUCGUCCUCGUGUGAAAGAUUACUGGUCGACAAAUGCUGCGGAUUACUGUGAAUGGUACCACCAAAUGUUUUCUGGGAAAAGAUUCCAAGCAAUAUUCUAUACAUUGUUCAAUUUUUCAAAAGAAGCAACUGUGGUAGAUAAGAGUAAAACAGAACCAUUUUUCAAUUUGCUGAUUUCCAGGUACAAAGAGGCAUUCUAUCCAUUUGAAGAUGUUACUAUAGAUGAAAUUGUAAUCAGAUGUAAUAGUCAACACGGUUUUAAAAUGCAGAGUACAUCAAAGCCACACUCAGAUCGAACACAGGUUUUUGGCUUGUGUGACAGUAUUACGGGUUACGUUUUCAACAUGUUGAUUUAUCAUGGCAAAGAACUAUCGUUUGGAAGAGAAUGUGAAACCAAUAGCCAACAUACGAUCAAACUAUUUGAUUCCUUACUUCAGGGACUAGAACCAGGCCAUCACAUAUUUUCCGAUCAUUCUUUCACAUCCUAUGGAUUGAUAAAAUUUUUGCUGAAUAAACAGUUUUGCUACACAGGAACCGUGAGCAUAAAUGCUACACAUUUCCCGCUGGAGAUGAAGAAACUUCGACUACAUCACAGGCAGCACGCUUGGUUUCAUCAUGCUACUGAUGAUGUCCUAUGUGUUGCUUGGCAAGAUCAUAAGACUGGAAAGCCGAUUAUUUGUGUGUCAACGAAAGCUGAAGUAAAGAUGGAAACUGUUCAGACUAGCCAAGGCACAUUGUUAGAUAAGCCAGCAGUGAUUAUCAAACAUCAAACUUGUAUGAAGGGAUGCAGUCGAGUGAACCAGACUGCAGAGUAUUAUGACACUUUGAACCGAAAAUCAGUAAAAUUCUGUGAGAAUUUUUUCCCCUGGUUGCUAGAUGUUACACAGCUCAACGCCCAUGUGCUACACACACUGACAAAUGAGAACAAAAUGUCGCUGUUGACUUUCAAGAAAAAGCUUGUAGAAGAACUUGCAAACUUUGCAGCAUCUAAAGUUCAUCCAGAUGACAUUAGAAAAAUCGGCAAGUGUCGAAAAAGAAGCAUCGCAGUCGAACGUCUGCAAGAUGUGAAGCAUGUUGUAGCCUACAUUGACCAAGACAGAAAUUGUAGAGUCUGUAGUACACCGCAGAAACGAAUUCGGACAAAAUUUAUUUGUAAAGGUUGCUCAAUUAAACCACACCUGCAUCCUAAAAAUUGCUUUGAAAAAUAUCAUUCAGCGGACUAUGUAGAAAACUUUUGA